UCUUCGUAUUCUGUUGUUAAUUUGAUAAAUCGGGGGCAAUUUUCGUUUUUGAGAAUAAUUUAUACGUAGUUAACUGUGGUGGAAAUCUGUGGCUAAACCUAACUAACUGUGUUGUUCAAUUUUAUUGUUAUUCUCAUUGGGAUUCCUGUUUAUUCCCAAUUCGAUAUGAUUCUUGCGGUGAAGCCGGAAUAUCUGGAACAGCCAGUGGUUCCAGUUGAACCACUUCGUUGCACUAUGAAAGAGAAGAGUAAAAACGCGGCGCGAUCUAGACGAGAAAAAGAGAACGCUGAGUUUUUGGAAUUGGCAAAACUCCUACCCCUUCCCGCUGCUAUUACUUCGCAACUCGAUAAGGCCUCAGUUAUUAGACUCACCACAUCCUACCUGAAAAUGAGGCAAGUGUUUCCCGACGGUUUAGGGGACGCAUGGGGUGCGUCUCCCGUUAUAAACCCAAGAGAAACACCAAUCAAGGAACUAGGAUCUUACCUGUUACAAACUUUAGACGGAUUCAUCUUUGUAGUUGCACCUGAUGGCAAGAUUAUGUACAUAUCUGAGACUGCAUCGGUUCAUUUAGGCUUAUCACAGGUUGAACUCACUGGAAACAGCAUAUAUGAGUAUAUUCACCCUGCGGAUCACGACGAAAUGACUGCUGUCUUAAGCCCUACAUUACCUACAGUUCCCGGAGCUCCUCCACCUCCACCCCUACAUGACUAUGAAACCGAAAGAUUGUUUUUUCUACGUAUGAAAUGCGUUUUAGCCAAGCGGAAUGCAGGUCUAACAAACGGCGGCUAUAAAGUGAUUCAUUGUUCCGGUUAUUUGAAAAUUAAGCAAUUUUCCGCCUCUUCGUCUCCGUAUGAAGCCUGUUUCCAAAAUAUGGGCCUAGUCGCCGUCGGGCAUUCAUUACCUCCUAGUGCUAUCACCGAAAUUAAGUUGCACAGUAACAUGUUCAUGUUUCGGGCCAGUUUGGACUUGAAACUGAUAUUUUUGGAUGCAAGGAACUUCCCUUCAACUAGGGUUAAUGAUGGCAAUAACGGCCUGAGUCGUGGCGAACGUCAGCCCCUGUUAUCCGUGUUUGCACAGGCGCUUGUUUGUUCGCUGCCGUUUCCGUAUCCGUUUCUACCCUCCCCCCUUCUCGUUCCAUCCCUAACUCUCAACCAAAUUAAUGGAAAACUUGAUAAAUUCCUAUCCAUGUUCACGGCAGUUGCAACGAACAGGUUCGUCAACAAAAACCGGAGCAUUUUACUUUGCAAAGGGCAAGUUACCACCAAAUAUUUCCGAUUUUUGUGCAAAGGGGGAGGCUGGGUUUGGAUGCAAAGUUACGCCACAAUUGUACAUAACACCCGCUCAUCAAGGCCCCACUGCGUCGUAUCCGUUAAUUACGUACUAAGUGAUUUAGAAGCUAAAGACUGCAUUCUGAACGUGGCCCAAGGAGUAGCAUGCGAGAACCUUUCUUCCACUCCCACCCCUUUGGAAAAGCACUCUCCUUUACAUACUCCCCCAAGAUCCCUUUCCCAAUCCAAGUACCACGUUCAGCGCCUUCAACCUGCUACCAUAGCGACCCCAACAUCUUCCAUUCCAGAUGACGAGUACGGAUGUGACUCAAACGGAACUAUGGUCUUCCCUCCCGAGUAUCCCAUCUACUUGCACAACUUUAACGACGACCCGUACUACUCCCACUCCCACCAGGAGUUCUUCUAUCCUUAUUCGGAGUCAUCAGAAUUAACGUCUCAUUCCAUAAACUCCAACCAAACCCAACAUAGACCGUACAGUGCUUCAUCGAGUUCUUGUGGUAGUACCGAAAGUGACCACCAGUUACAUCUUCAGACACUGAGUAAUCCAUACGUAUGUUCUGACACUAUCCACGGUCAACACUUUAUGAACUGUUUUAAUAACAAUCAGGCGCAUGUGCAGUCCCAGGCGACUGUCUACGGCCACGAAUUGAAACCUUUACACGCGCAGACGCAGGCUGGAUACACCAGCGUCAUAGUCGACACUCAACAGUACCAUCUAGCGAACGAAUAUACAAACAUAUCAGAUGAGUCGGGCGUACAAGUGUGCCGUUACCGUGGAAACGACGCAAAAGGUGAUUUAGAAGCUAAAGACUGCAUUCUGAACGUGGCCCAAGGAGUAGCAUGCGAGAACCUUUCUUCCACUCCCACCCCUUUGGAAAAGCACUCUCCUUUACAUACUCCCCCAAGAUCCCUUUCCCAAUCCAAGUACCACGUUCAGCGCCUUCAACCUGCUACCAUAGCGACCCCAACAUCUUCCAUUCCAGAUGACGAGUACGGAUGUGACUCAAACGGAACUAUGGUCUUCCCUCCCGAGUAUCCCAUCUACUUGCACAACUUUAACGACGACCCGUACUACUCCCACUCCCACCAGGAGUUCUUCUAUCCUUAUUCGGAGUCAUCAGAAUUAACGUCUCAUUCCAUAAACUCCAACCAAACCCAACAUAGACCGUACAGUGCUUCAUCGAGUUCUUGUGGUAGUACCGAAAGUGACCACCAGUUACAUCUUCAGACACUGAGUAAUCCAUACGUAUGUUCUGACACUAUCCACGGUCAACACUUUAUGAACUGUUUUAAUAACAAUCAGGCGCAUGUGCAGUCCCAGGCGACUGUCUACGGCCACGAAUUGAAACCUUUACACGCGCAGACGCAGGCUGGAUACACCAGCGUCAUAGUCGACACUCAACAGUACCAUCUAGCGAACGAAUAUGUACACUAACAGUAACAAUUUGUUCAACUGUUGGUCGAUUGUAACGAUGAACCUUCUCAUGAGUUAUUAAUCUUGCACGAACAAAUAAAAAGCAAAGAGAAACUGGUAUUAUAGGUACCUUAAUUGUUUAAACAGUUUGUUCAAUUGCUCGAUUAUAGCAGUCGAUCUUCUUCUCAAUUGUUUUUCUGGAACGAACGAUUGAGAAGCAAAGAUCAACGGGCAUUAUAAUAUGUACUUAAU
Agrilus planipennis (emerald ash borer) is the source of this 2955-nucleotide messenger RNA. It is a transcript of the gene sim, whose product is annotated as single-minded homolog 2. Lineage: Eukaryota; Metazoa; Arthropoda; Insecta; Coleoptera; Buprestidae. The coding region runs from base 166 to 2724 and encodes 852 amino acids. Gene Ontology annotation, cellular component: nucleus; transcription regulator complex; cytoplasm. Gene Ontology annotation, molecular function: protein dimerization activity; RNA polymerase II transcription regulatory region sequence-specific DNA binding; DNA-binding transcription factor activity, RNA polymerase II-specific. The transcript is spliced from 10 exons. The record is from RefSeq and is a predicted model, not a curated record. Gene Ontology annotation, biological process: regulation of transcription by RNA polymerase II.